Molecule: messenger RNA, 1038 nt
Organism: Diorhabda carinulata
Lineage: Eukaryota; Metazoa; Arthropoda; Insecta; Coleoptera; Chrysomelidae
Gene: Mlc2
Product: myosin regulatory light chain 2
Exons: 3
Coding region: 192-803 (203 amino acids)
Biological process (GO): post-embryonic development; locomotion
Cellular component (GO): myosin II complex; cytoplasm
Molecular function (GO): myosin heavy chain binding; calcium ion binding
Source: RefSeq, a predicted model, not a curated record
CAACAAACGAUGGAAAAGAGUAAAAUCUAUUCUGAGCAGGAGCUAUAUAUGGCGCGCGCAGAACAAACUCAUCGGCGUUUAGCGUCGCGACGCCGAUCGCCGGGAAAACGAGACAACUUAUUUAAGAACGUACUCGAGAUUUUCCUCUCAGUCGCGGGUGUUAAUUGGAGAAUCUAACAUCGUUGACAAAAAUGGCGGAUAAAGAAAAGAAGGUUAAGAAGAAGAAGAAGGAAGAAGCAGAAGCUGCACCAGCCCCCGCACCCGCUGCCGCCGAAACCAGGUCGUCCUCAAAAAGUUCCUCGAAGAAAGCAAAGAGGUCCGGUUCCAAUGUCUUUUCCAUGUUCUCCCAGGCUCAAGUAGCCGAAUUCAAGGAAGCUUUCCAGCUAAUGGACCACGACAAAGAUGGUAUUAUUUCGAAGAGUGACUUGAGAGCCACUUGCGAUGCCGUCGGUAAAUUAGCGAGUGAAAAAGAACUAGACGAGAUGAUCAACGAAGCAUCUGGACCAAUCAACUUCACUCAAUUACUGGGUUUGUUUGGUACCCGUAUGGCCGAUUCCGGUGGUACUGACGACGACGAAGUUGUCAUUAAAGCCUUCAAAUCGUUCGACGAGAAUGGUACCAUCGACGGCGAUCGAUUCCGUCACGCCCUUAUGACCUGGGGAGACAAAUUCACCGCCAAAGAAUGCGACGACGCCUUCGACGCUAUGGAUAUCGAUGAUAACAACAGAAUCGACACCCAAGCUCUCAUUACCCUCCUUACAGCAGCAGAAAAGGAAGGAGAAGAAGAAGGCGAAGCAGCAUAGACACCAAAAAAUACCAACAAUAACAACUAAGGAGUAUUAGAAACAUAAUCGAAUAGAUAAACCAUCAAGAUCUAUCCAAGUGUGGUGUGUUUGUAAAAUUUAUUCCAAACAUAAUGUGAACAUACGAGAUUUAAGUGUGUACUUUUAUGUAUAUUUUAUUAUGUAUUUAAGUUGAUUUUAUUUAGUCGCCUUAACACCGCGCGGCUCUGAAAAAUAUAUUAUUUUUUGUUUCAUA